This is a messenger RNA of Aspergillus calidoustus, 1245 nucleotides long. The record is from the annotation of a GenBank genome assembly. NCBI's taxonomy places the organism in Eukaryota, Fungi, Ascomycota, Eurotiomycetes, Eurotiales, Aspergillaceae.
AUGGGGACGGCCCUGGAGCCUCAUGCCCCCCAGCCGCUCACUGCCCGUCGUCCUGCUGCCGCCCAGCUGCCCACCUUUGAGCUGCCCCCGCCCAUCAAGUACCCGCUCCAGUCGCAUCCAUUAAAUCACCCGCAUCUCCCUCCGCCAAAUUCCAGUGUCAGCAACCUCAUCACGCAGACGACCCAGGGAACCGAGAGUCUCGCGGCGGCCGCGGCGGCGGCAUCGACCGCAACGGUGGCCGCUCUCACCGCGACCACGUCCAGCGCGGUAGCAAGCAGUACGCCUGUUUCAGCUUCUCCCGAAUUAACUUCAUAUUGGGCGAACCCAGGUUCAUAUAGCGGCUCCUCGGGCCGCCAACCGUCGUGGACGCCAGGCCUCGCCUCGUCCUAUUCCAAUCGAGAUCCGUUCUCGCCCUCGUUCAACCCGUCGAUCCAUCGAAAUCCGGCGACCUCGACCCCCGGCGCCGACAACACGAUCCCUUCCGCGUACGACAUGCACCAGCUGCCUCCCUUUCACCAGCAGUUGGGCGGUUCCGCUCCGCCGGCGCAUCCGGCGAUGGGACACUCCAUGCUGGGCGCUUCCCCCCACCCAUCGCAUCCGUCGCUCCCCUCGAACGAUCCGUACCUGGCCAAGUCCUCGUCUGCACCGGCCUACGGCGCCGUGCAGCAGCUGUCGAGCCCCUCAGGAGGAGCGUACCAUCCGUACGGAGCACCACCGCCACCACCGCUCGCAAUGCACCACCCACCUUCACGCGUCGCGUCAAAUCCACCGCCGCCGCAUCUCAACUACCAACGCCCACCGCCGUUCCCCUCAUAUUCGCUCCCGGCGAUGCCCGGGCCCAUCAUGUCGAAUGUCCAUAGCCCCGGCGGGCAAAUGUCGCUCUUGGGACCGUCUCUGCAGUCGGGGCUCCUCCCAGGCUUCAAUAGCGGGCAUGUGGCCAGCAUGCAGCAGAUGUAUGGGGGUCACCACCCGCCGCAUCCGGGCCACGCGGGCGGACCGACGAAUGACCGCCCGUUCAAGUGCGACCAGUGCCCGCAGAGCUUCAACCGGAAUCAUGAUCUCAAGCGACACAGGCGGAUCCAUCUGUCUGUCAAGCCGUAUCCCUGCAGCAACUGUGACAAGAGUUUCUCGCGCAAGGAUGCACUCAAGCGACAUCGACUGGUCAAGGGGUGUGGGAGUGGAGAGCCGGACGAGGCGAGACCGAUUAAGGAGGAGGACAAGGGCGACGCAGCGAGCGAGAACUAG